Molecule: messenger RNA, 2186 nt
Organism: Oryza sativa Japonica Group (Japanese rice)
Lineage: Eukaryota; Viridiplantae; Streptophyta; Magnoliopsida; Poales; Poaceae
Product: aspartyl protease family protein At5g10770
Biological process (GO): proteolysis
Molecular function (GO): aspartic-type endopeptidase activity
Source: RefSeq, a predicted model, not a curated record
AGACGGGACCCCCCCCCCCCCCCCAACCCAACACGAACGAAGAAUUCCAAUCGCACAGCGCAACCGCAUCAUAUGGUCAUCGUCAUGGGUUGGGCUCGCACCGCACCGCCGCCGCCGCCGCCGACGCGCCAACUGGUGGUGCUACCACGCCUUAUUUAGCCACACCGUCCCCUUCCCGCUCGGUGCCAACGCGCGCGCGCGCGGCGAAGCGAAGCGAAGCAUAUGGCUCUCCUCUUGACGCUGAUCCUCCUCUCCGGCCUCGGAUUCUUGCCCCGCCAUGCCGACGCCGCGAGGGGCUACGUCACCGUCUCCACAUCCAGCUUCGCGGUGAGCUCCACCUGCGCCGACGAACUCCCUGGACGAGCUGCCUCGCCGCGGAACGGCACGUCGGCGGUGCUGCGGCUGACGCACCGGCACGGGCCGUGCGCCCCGGCGGGGAAGGCGUCGGCGCUGGGAUCGCCGCCGUCGUUCCUCGACACGCUGCGCGCGGACCAGCGGCGGGCGGAGUACAUACAGAGGAGGGUGUCGGGGGCCGCCGCCGCCGCGCCGGGGAUGCAGCUGGCGGGAUCCAAGGCGGCGACGGUGCCGGCUAACCUGGGGUUCUCCAUCGGCACGCUGCAGUACGUGGUGACGGUGAGCCUCGGCACGCCGGCGGUGGCGCAGACGUUGGAGGUGGACACCGGCAGCGACGUGUCGUGGGUGCAGUGCAAGCCGUGCCCCUCGCCGCCGUGCUACAGCCAGAGGGACCCGCUCUUCGACCCGACGCGGUCGUCGUCCUACUCCGCCGUGCCGUGCGCCGCGGCGUCGUGCUCGCAGCUGGCGUUGUACUCCAACGGCUGCUCCGGCGGGCAGUGCGGCUACGUGGUCAGCUACGGCGACGGGUCCACGACCACCGGCGUGUACAGCUCCGACACGCUGACGCUGACCGGGUCGAACGCGCUCAAGGGGUUCCUCUUCGGCUGCGGCCACGCGCAGCAGGGCCUCUUCGCCGGCGUCGACGGGCUCCUCGGCCUCGGCCGGCAGGGCCAGUCCCUGGUGUCGCAGGCGUCGAGCACCUACGGCGGCGUCUUCUCCUACUGCCUACCGCCGACGCAGAACUCCGUGGGUUACAUAUCGCUGGGCGGGCCGAGCAGCACCGCCGGCUUCUCCACGACGCCGCUGCUGACGGCGUCGAACGACCCGACAUACUACAUCGUGAUGCUCGCCGGCAUCAGCGUCGGCGGGCAGCCGCUGAGCAUCGACGCGUCCGUGUUCGCGUCGGGCGCGGUGGUCGACACGGGCACGGUGGUCACGCGGCUGCCGCCCACGGCGUACUCGGCGCUGCGGUCCGCGUUCCGCGCCGCCAUGGCCCCCUACGGCUACCCGUCGGCGCCGGCGACGGGGAUCCUGGACACCUGCUACGACUUCACCCGGUACGGCACCGUGACGCUGCCGACGAUCUCGAUCGCGUUCGGCGGCGGCGCGGCCAUGGACCUCGGCACGUCGGGGAUCCUCACCAGCGGGUGCCUGGCGUUCGCGCCCACCGGCGGCGACAGCCAGGCGUCCAUCCUCGGGAACGUGCAGCAGCGCUCGUUCGAGGUGCGCUUCGACGGCAGCACCGUCGGCUUCAUGCCCGCCUCCUGCUGAUCGAUCCAUCCUAACAACUCACCCACGACAGUAUUCUUCUUUAGUACGUACAUGGCGUAUAGGUGUAUAGAUAUACGCGUACAAUGUACGUACGUACACGAGGAUGAUAGGCGCAUAUACAUAACAUAACACUAGUAGUAGGAGAGUACAUAGUACACAAAUACACAAAGGUUGUAAGGCAUAGUACUUUCGUUAGUGGAUAUACGAUUUUUGAGAGUAAUAAUAAUAAAUUAGUUAAACGGGCUAACCAUGUGCACGUGUUAGGCGCUUGACACGCUUGGUUUGAUUUGGUGCGUCGUGGUCAGUGGCACGGUGCUCAACUGAUGUGCUACGACUAAAAGUCUAAAACUAGUGGACAGUUAGGGGGACGUGUGGGACUGUGGGGCCACCUCGUUCUGUUGUGCAUUGUGGCUGCUGUGGCCCAAGGCCCAGAGAGAAAACGUUAUCUUUUUUUUUAAUCUCGUAGAUAAUGCUGGAUCUGUAUUGUUGAUGGUUGUUAGCCGAACAUUCACCUGAUAUUUGUGUGAAAGUCAAGGGCCAUAGAGUUAUAGUUUGAACAA